AUGAAAUUCAUCUCAGGAGCAAGGGACCAGAGGGGGAAGAGAAAUAACAAUCCCCUCUUCUCUUCCUUCGGGCUGGGAAUGAGAGAACAGCUGGCCUACGGAGCGAUUGAACUGGCAGCCCACAGAGGAGAGAAGGGAAAGAAAAUGGUGGAGGAGGUGAAGGGGGUGUGCAGGCAGGGGAUAAGGUUACUCACUGCAUCCUACUGAGCGGUAAGAGGGAGCAAAAGUCCAAAGGGAAGUCCAUUAGAUCGUGACAGACAGACAGACAUCCACGUCUGCGUCCUCCGUUCCCGAACCAGGGGGACACACCAGACGCAACAUGGUCAACAGCUUGGAAGGCAGUUAGGACGGAGAGAGACGGCAGUAGUGUCCCUGGAUCACUGGGGCUCCUCUCUUAUGUUCUUCUCUUUCAAGAACAACAGAAUUGGGGGGGGGGGGGGGGGGGGGGGGGGGGGGCAGGAAAUGGGCUUGAUUACCUGACAAGGGAGCUGAAGGGAGCUCUCUUUCUUUCUCUGUCUAUUUCCUUCUCUCUCCCUUGCUUCCAGGUUGUAAGUGGACCUCCAGUGAAGUGCAGAAGAACAGCUCAGAGACUCCCCACUCUAAACCUCCACACUCACAUUAAAUAUAGAUGGAGAGAGGAUCCACCCUGAGCUCUGAUCUGGUGUGGUCUUCCUCCUCCUCCUCUCCUCUCCACCCCCCCCCCCCCCCCCCACCUCACUCAGUCCCAGAAGAGUUUAACUCUAUUGAAACUCAUCAGAAACCUCUGUGGCCACAAGUAAGCUUUCACAGAGAGGUGUCACUGAUUGGUCCUGCCACUCCAGAGCCAGUGUACAGGCGUAGAUACCCUUGCUUCAUCAGAUACAACUACGGACGCUGUUGACGCCCCUGCCGACCCAACGCCUCACUCUCUAAAGGUGCUCGCAGGUCCAGAAGGAGCAGACAGACAGAUGGAGGAGAAAGGAAUAAGAAAAUGCCCAAAAAGCAUUUGAGAACAAGAUGAGAGUGAGACGCCGCGGACACUUCCCAGGUGAGUGUGUAAAAUCCAGGAAGGAAGUAUUAGCCGUUAGCCAGUUCAGUCGGGUAAACGUUGGCUUCUGGUGCUGCGUGAUGGUGAGUGUGUAAAAUCCAGGAAGGAAGUAUUAGCCGUUAGCCAGUUCAGUCGGGUAAACGUUGGCUUCUGGUGCUGCGUGAUGGUGAGUGUGUAGAAUCCAGGAAGGAAGUCAUAGCCGUUAGCCAGUUCAGUCGGGUAAACGUUGGCUUCUGGUGCUGCGUGUGUGUGUGUGUAUGCGUGUGUUCUCCUCCGCGGGUGUUUUCAGACACUGCAGCUCACUGGUCUCCCACACAUACUGCCGCCACCGCCACAGAAUGGAAUAACAACAGCCUGCGCCCAUCAGAGGGAGGAAAAGGAUCAGGAUCCUGGUCUGUGUGAACGCCUGUUGAUUCAGUCUUCUCCUCUUCCUCGGCUUCUCACACUGAAGUAGUAGAAGCAUCCUCCUCUUCCUCCUCCUCCUCUUCCUCCUCCUCUUCCUCCUCCUCCAUCCAGAGCCGGAGCCAGCAUAUAGCAGAGCCAGUGUCACAGGUGUCAAAUGAGGUAAGAGCCAUUGUCACAGCUUGUGCUCCUACUCCGUGGGGACCGGCACCAUGGCAACAGCUUUCACAUCAAAUAGAGCUGCAACCCCACCAACCAAGCUCCUCCCUCCCUACCUCCCUCCCUCCCUGCCUCCCUGUCUCCCUCCCUCCCUCCCUCCCUGCCUCCCUCCCUGCCUCCCUGCCUGCCUCCCUGCCUGCCUGCCUCCCUGCCUCCCUGCCUCCCUGCUCCUACUACUCCAAAGAUAUUCUCCAGAGAGAGAGUAAUAAUAUGACUCCUCGUCCACAUGUCACUGUGGCGUCUGUAUCCACAUGUCACUGUGGCGUCUGUAUCCACAUGUCACUGUGGCGUCUGUAUCCACAUGUCACUGUGGCGUCUGUAUCCACAUGUCACUGUGGCGUCUGUAUCCACAUGUCACUGUGGCGUCUGUAUCCACAUAUUAUCCACAUAUAGGCACCUACAGUCAGGUCCUGGAGAUCAGAUCAGCCUCACUCACUCAUUCACCCACUCAUUCACCCACUCAUUCACCCACUCAUUCACCCACUCAUUCACCCACUCACUCACCCACUCACUCACCACACAGUAAAUGAGAUAUCCAAACACCACCUGCCCAUCUAUGCCAAGUACCUAAUACAUGUGAAUGACACACACUCAUACAAGCCAUGACACUUUCCUGUAUCUGCUUGAUCAGUUACAUAUCGUACUCAGGCAGACAGCACGGCUGUCAAAACUCUGCCUCUCUCUGCCUCCUCAGUCCAAUGUGACCUUAUACAUGUUGGAGCAGUUCAAUAAUGCAUUGCCAAUUAAAUAAGUACCCGGGGCAUGUAUAUUUGAUGAGAGUGGUGCUGUGGACCCCUGAGUGUGUCCCACAGAGUUAAAAGUAUUUCUCUCAGCUCAGCUCUCCCCUGGAAGCACUGACAGAGACACAGUGCCUUUCGGAAAGUAUUCAGACGCCUUGACUUUUUCCACAUUUUGUGAUGUUACAGACUUACUAUAAAAUGGAUUAAAUAACUAAACAUGCUCAUCAAUCUACACACAAUACCCCAUAAUGACAAGGUGAAAACAGGUUUUUAGAAAUGUGUGCAAAUGUAGAAAAAAGAAAUACCUUAUUUACAUAAGUGUUCAGACUCUAUUGCUAUGAGACUAAAAAUUGAGCCCAGGUUCAUCCUGUUUCCAUUGAUCAUCCUUGAGAUGUUUCUACAACUUGAUUGGAGUCCACCUGUGGUAAAUUCAAUUGAUUGGACAUGAUUUGGAAAGGCACACACCUGUCUAUAUAAAGGUUCCAUAGUUGACAGUGUAUCUGGGGAAGGGUACCAAAAAACAUUCUGCAGCAUUGAAGGUCCCGAAGAACACAGUGGCCUCCAUCAUCCUUAAAUGGAAGAAGUUUGGAACCACCAAGACUCUUCCUAGAGCUGGCUGCCCGGCCAAACUGAGCAAUCGGGGAGAAGGGCCUUGGUCAGGGAGGUGACCAAUAACCCGAUGGUCACUCUGACAGUUCCAGAGUUCCUCUGUGGAGAUGGGAGAACCUUCCAGAAGGACAACCAUCUCUGCCGCACUCCACCAAUCAGGCCUUUAUGGUAGAGUGGACAGACAGAAGCCACUCCUCAGUAAAAGGCACAUGACAGCCCACUUGGAGUUUGCCAGAAGGCACCUAAUUGACUCUCAGACCAUGAGAAACAAGAUUCUCUGGUCUGAUGAAACCAAGAUUGAACUCUUUAGCCUGAAUGCCAAGCGUCACAUCUGGAGGAAACCUGGCACCAUCCCUACAGUGAAGCAUGGUGGUGGCAGCAUCAUGCUGUGGGGAUGUUUUUCAGCGGCAGGGACUGGGAGACUGGUCAGGAUUGAGGGAAAGAUGAACGGAGCAAAGUACAGAGAGAUCCUUGAUGAAAACCUGCUCCAAAGCACUCAGGACCUCAGACUGGGGCGAAGGUUCACCUUCCAACAGGACAAUGACCCUAAGCACACAGCCAAGACAACGCAGGAGUGGCUUCGGAACAAGUCUCUGAAUGUCCUUGAGUGGCCCAGCCAGAGCACGUACUUGAACCCGAUCGAACAUCUCUGGAGAGACCUGAAAAUAGCUGUGCAGCGACGCUCCCCAUCCAACCUGACACAACUUGAGAGGAUCUGCAGAGAAGAAUGGGAGAAACUCCCCAAAUACAGGUGUGCUGAGCUUGUAGCGUCAUACCCAAGAAGACUCAAGGCUGUAAUCGCUGCCAAAGGUGCUUCAACAAAGUACUGAGUAAAGGGUCUGAAUACUUAUGUAAAUAUGAUAUUUCCGUUUGUAAUUUUUCAUAAAUGUGCUAAAAUUUCAACAACAAAAAAAUUCGCGUUGUCAUUAUGGGGUAUUGUGUGUAGAUUGAUGAGGGGGAAAAAAAUAAUUUAAUCAAUUUUAGAAUAAGGGUGUAUGGUAACAAAAUGUGGAAAAAGUCAAGGGGUCUGAAUACUUUUCCAAACUACAGUAACCUCCAUACUCAAAUUAACAUUCCAUGAUAAUAUCACUUGAGUUUUAGAACUAGCGUGUUUUUGAGCUGAUCCAUGUUGCAGAUACACAACAAUAAUAAGGAAGCUGCCCAAAUGACGUUUAAAAUGAAUGACUAGCGUAGUCACGGUGUAAGUACCCCAGGUAAACUGUAUAACUACAUUGUAUCUGCGCAACCAAGACGGUGCCAACAUGAAUAAAUGAACAUGUUUUCACUGUAACCCAUAGCUUUAGGAUACCUUUUAGACAGACUCCAAGGCAAUCCCAACAAGAGACAUCUGUACUCCGGUCCGGUACAGUGCACCUGUAGGUUGACCAUUGACCCUUCCACUCUCCUGUUGCAUGUAACCCAGCCACACCACUGCAGCCUGUCUGGUGAAUGGUCUUCUCUAAAGCUUACAGACUAAUGCGUUCUUAAUGGUCCACUUUACCCCGGCAACUGUACAUCACUGAAGAGUCCUUUUGACACACCCUACCGGCCGUUAUCACAGUUCAAAAGUCCAGUGACGGGAGGGGAGGGGAGGAUGGUCUGAGCUUGGGGCUGGGCUAGUCAUUAAGGGGAGGGGAGGAUGGUCUGAGCUUGGGGCUGGGCUAGUCAUUAAGGGGAAGGGAGGAUGGUCUGAGCUUGGGGCUGGGCUAGUCAUUAAGGGGAAGGGAGGAUGGUCUGAGCUUGGGGCUGGGCUAGUCAUUAAGGUGAGGAUGGUCUGAGCUUGGGGCUGGGCUAGUCAUUAAGGGGAGGGGAGGAUGGUCUGAGCUUGGAGCUGGGCUAGUCAUUAAGGGGAGGAUGGUCUGAGCUUGGGGCUGGGCUAGUCAUUAAGGGGAGGGGAGGAUGGUCUGAGCUUGGGGCUGGGCUAGUCAUUAAGGGGAGGGGAGGAUGGUCUGAGCUUGGGGCUGGGCUAGUCAUUAAGGGGAGGAUGGUCUGAGCUUCGGGCUGGGCUAGUCAUUAAGGGGAGGGGAGGAUGGUCUGAGCUUGGGGCUGGGCUAGUCAUUAAGGGGAGGAUGGUCUGAGCUUGGGGCUGGGCUAGUCAUUAAGGGGAGGAUGGUCUGAGCUUGGGGCUGGCUAGUCAUUAAGGGGAGGAUGGUCUGAGCUUGGGGCUGGCUAGUCAUUAAGGGGAGGAUGGGUCUGAGCUUGGGUCUGGGCUAGUCAUUAAGCGGAGGAUGGUCUGAGCUUGGUGCUGGGCUAGUCAUUACGGGGAGGGGAGGAUGGUCUGAGCUUGGGGCUGGGUUAGUCAUUAAGGGGAGGGGAGGAUGGUCUGAGCUUGGGGCUGGCUAGUCAUUAAGGGGAGGAUGGUCUGAGCUUGGGGCUGGGCUAGUCAUUAAGGGGAGGAUGGUCUGAGCUUGGGGCUGGGCUAGUCAUUAAGGGGAAGGGAGGAUGGUCUGAGCUUGGGGCUGGGCUAUUCAUUAAGGGGAGGAUGGCCUGAGCUUGGGGCUGGGCUAGUCAUUAAGGGGAGGAUGGUCUGAGCUUGGGGCUGGGCUAGUCAUUAAGGGGAGGGGAGGAUGGUCUGAGCUUGGAGCUGGGCUAGUCAUUAAGGGGAGGAUGGUCUGAGCUUGGGGCUGGGCUAGUCAUUAAGGGGAGGGGAGGAUGGUCUGAGCUUGGGGCUGGGCUAGUCAUUAAGGGGAGGGGAGGAUGGUCUGAGCUUGGGGCUGGGCUAGUCCUUAAGGGGAGGAUGGUCUGAGCUUCGGGCUGGGCUAGUCAUUAAGGGGAGGGGAGGAUGGUCUGAGCUUGGGGCUGGGCUAGUCAUUAAGGGGAGGAUGGUCUGAGCUUGGGGCUGGGCUAGUCAUUAAGGGGAGGAUGGUCUGAGCUUGGGGCUGGCUAGUCAUUAAGGGGAGGAUGGUCUGAGCUUGGGUCUGGGCUAGUCAUUAAGCGGAGGAUGGUCUGAGCUUGGUGCUGGGCUAGUCAUUACGGGGAGGGGAGGAUGGUCUGAGCUUGGGGCUGGGUUAGUCAUUAAGGGGAGGGGAGGAUGGUCUGAGCUUGGGGCUGGCUAGUCAUUAAGGGGAGGAUGGUCUGAGCUUGGGGCUGGGCUAGUCAUUAAGGGGAGGAUGGUCUGAGCUUGGGGCUGGGCUAGUCAUUAAGGGGAAGGGAGGAUGGUCUGAGCUUGGGGCUGGGCUAUUCAUUAAGGGGAGGAUGGCCUGAGCUUGGGGCUGGGCUAGUCAUUAAGGGGAGGAGAGGAUGGCCUGAGCUUGGGGCUGGGCUAGUCAUUAAGGGGAGGGGAGGAUGGUCUGAGCUUGGGGCUGGGCUAGUCAUUAAGGGGAGGAUGGUCUGAGCUUGGGGCUGGGCUAGUCAUUAAGGGGAGGAUGGUCUGAGCUUGGGGCUGGGCUAGUCAUUAAGGGGAGGAUGGUCUGAGCUUGGGGCUGGCCUAGUCAUUAAGGGAAGGAUGCCCUGAACUUGGGGCUGGGCUAGUCAUUAAGGGGAGGAUGGUCUGAGCUUGGGGCUGGGCUAGUCAUUAAGGGGAGGAUGGUCUGAGCUUGGGGCUGGGCUAGUCAUUAAGGGGAGGGGGAGGAUGGUCUGAGCUUAGGGCUGGGCUAGUCAUUAAGGGGAGGAUGGUCUGAGCUUGGGGCUGGGCUAGUCAUUAAGGGGAGGAUGGUCUGAGCUUGGGGCUGGGCUAGUCAUUAAGGGGAGGAUGGACUGAGCUUGGGGCUGGGCUAGUCAUUAAGGGGAGGGGAGGAUGGUCUGAGCUUGGGGCUGGGCUAGUCAUUAAGGGGAGGAUGGUCUGAGCUUGGGGGCUGGGCUAGUCAUUAAGGGGAAGGGAGGAUGGUCUGAGCUUGGGGCUGGGCUAUUCAUUAAGGGGAGUAUGGUCUGAGCUUGGGGCUGGGCUAGUCAUUAAGGGGAGGGGAGGAUGGUCUGAGCUUGGAGCUGGGCUAGUCAUUAAGGGGAGGAUGGUCUGAGCUUGGGGCUGGGCUAGUCAUUAAGGGGAGGGGAGGAUGGUCUGAGCUUGGGGCUGGGUUAGUCAUUAAGGGGAGGGGAGGAUGGUCUGAGCUUGGGGCUGGCUAGUCAUUAAGGGGAGGAUGGUCUGAGCUUGGGGCUGGGCUAGUCAUUAAGGGGAAGGGAGGAUGGUCUGAGCUUGGGGCUGGGCUAUUCAUUAAGGGGAGGAUGGGCUGAGCUUGGGGCUGGGCUAGUCAUUAAGGGGAGGGGGAGGAUGGUCUGAGCUUGGAGCUGGGCUAGUCAUUAAGGGGAGGAUGGUCUGAGCUUGGGGCUGGGCUAGUCAUUAAGGGGAGGGGAGGAUGGUCUGAGCUUGGGGCUGGGCUAGUCAUUAAGGGGAGGGGAGGAUGGUCUGAGCUUGGGGCUGGGCUAGUCAUUAAGGGGAGGGGAGGAUGGUCUGAGCUUGGGGCUGGGCUAGUCAUUAAGGGGAGGAUGGUCUGAGCUUGGGGCUGGGCUAGUCAUUAAGGGGAGGGGAGGAUGGUCUGAGCUUGGGGCUGGCUAGUCAUUAAGGGGAGGAUGGUCUGAGCUUGGGUCUGGGCUAGUCAUUAAGCGGAGGAUGGUCUGAGCUUGGUGCUGGGCUAGUCAUUACGGGGAGGGGAGGAUGGUCUGAGCUUGGGGCUGGGUUAGUCAUUAAGGGGAGGGGAGGAUGGUCUGAGCUUGGGGCUGGCUAGUCAUUAAGGGGAGGAUGGUCUGAGCUUGGGGCUGGGCUAGUCAUUAAGGGGAGGAUGGUCUGAGCUUGGGGCUGGGCUAGUCAUUAAGGGGAAGGGAGGAUGGUCUGAGCUUGGGGCUGGGCUAUUCAUUAAGGGGAGGAUGGCCUGAGCUUGGGGCUGGGCUAGUCAUUAAGGGGAGGAUGGUCUGAGCUUGGGGCUGGGCUAGUCAUUAAGGGGAGGGGAGGAUGGUCUGAGCUUGGAGCUGGGCUAGUCAUUAAGGGGAGGAUGGUCUGAGCUUGGGGCUGGGCUAGUCAUUAAGGGGAGGGGAGGAUGGUCUGAGCUUGGGGCUGGGCUAGUCAUUAAGGGGAGGGGAGGAUGGUCUGAGCUUGGGGGCUGGGCUAGUCCUUAAGGGGAGGAUGGUCUGAGCUUCGGGCUGGGCUAGUCAUUAAGGGGAGGGGAGGAUGGUCUGAGCUUGGGGCUGGGCUAGUCAUUAAGGGGAGGAUGGUCUGAGCUUGGGGCUGGGCUAGUCAUUAAGGGGAGGAUGGUCUGAGCUUGGGGCUGGCUAGUCAUUAAGGGGAGGAUGGUCUGAGCUUGGGUCUGGGCUAGUCAUUAAGCGGAGGAUGGUCUGAGCUUGGUGCUGGGCUAGUCAUUACGGGGAGGGGGAGGAUGGUCUGAGCUUGGGGCUGGGUUAGUCAUUAAGGGGAGGGGAGGAUGGUCUGAGCUUGGGGCUGGCUAGUCAUUAAGGGGAGGAUGGUCUGAGCUUGGGGCUGGGCUAGUCAUUAAGGGGAGGAUGGUCUGAGCUUGGGGCUGGGCUAGUCAUUAAGGGGAAGGGAGGAUGGUCUGAGCUUGGGGCUGGGCUAUUCAUUAAGGGGAGGAUGGCCUGAGCUUGGGGCUGGGCUAGUCAUUAAGGGGAGGAGAGGAUGGCCUGAGCUUGGGGCUGGGCUAGUCAUUAAGGGGAGGGGAGGAUGGUCUGAGCUUGGGGCUGGGCUAGUCAUUAAGGGGAGGAUGGUCUGAGCUUGGGGCUGGGCUAGUCAUUAAGGGGAGGAUGGUCUGAGCUUGGGGCUGGGCUAGUCAUUAAGGGGAGGAUGGUCUGAGCUUGGGGCUGGCCUAGUCAUUAAGGGGAGGAUGGCCUGAGCUUGGGGCUGGGCUAGUCAUUAAGGGGAGGAUGGUCUGAGCUUGGGGCUGGGCUAGUCAUUAAGGGGAGGAUGGUCUGAGCUUGGGGCUGGGCUAGUCAUUAAGGGGAGGGGAGGAUGGUCUGAGCUUAGGGCUGGGCUAGUCAUUAAGGGGAGGAUGGUCUGAGCUUGGGGCUGGGCUAGUCAUUAAGGGGAGGAUGGUCUGAGCUUGGGGCUGGGCUAGUCAUUAAGGGGAGGAUGGACUGAGCUUGGGGCUGGGCUAGUCAUUAAGGGGAGGGGAGGAUGGUCUGAGCUUGGGGCUGGGCUAGUCAUUAAGGGGAGGAUGGUCUGAGCUUGGGGCUGGGCUAGUCAUUAAGGGGAAGGGAGGAUGGUCUGAGCUUGGGGCUGGGCUAUUCAUUAAGGGGAGGAUGGUCUGAGCUUGGGGCUGGGCUAGUCAUUAAGGGGAGGGGAGGAUGGUCUGAGCUUGGAGCUGGGCUAGUCAUUAAGGGGAGGAUGGUCUGAGCUUGGGGCUGGGCUAGUCAUUAAGGGGAGGGUAGGAUGGUCUGAGCUUGGGGCUGGGUUAGUCAUUAAGGGGAGGGGAGGAUGGUCUGAGCUUGGGGCUGGCUAGUCAUUAAGGGGGAGGAUGGUCUGAGCUUGGGGCUGGGCUAGUCAUUAAGGGGAAGGGAGGAUGGUCUGAGCUUGGGGCUGGGCUAUUCAUUAAGGGGAGGAUGGUCUGAGCUUGGGGCUGGGCUAGUCAUUAAGGGGAGGGGAGGAUGGUCUGAGCUUGGAGCUGGGCUAGUCAUUAAGGGGAGGAUGGUCUGAGCUUGGGGCUGGGCUAGUCAUUAAGGGGAGGGGAGGAUGGUCUGAGCUUGGGGCUGGGCUAGUCAUUAAGGGGAGGGGAGGAUGGUCUGAGCUUGGGGCUGGGGCUAGUCAUUAAGGGGAGGGGAGGAUGGUCUGAGCUUGGGGCUGGGCUAGUCAUUAAGGGGAGUAUGGUCUGAGCUUCGGGCUGGGCUAGUCAUUAAGGGGAGGGGAGGAUGGUCUGAGCUUGGGGCUGGGCUAGUCAUUAAGGGGAGGAUGGUCUGAGCUUGGGGCUGGGCUAGUCAUUAAGGGGAGGAUGGUCUGAGCUUGGGGCUGGCUAGUCAUUAAGGGGAGGAUGGUCUGAGCUUGGGUCUGGGCUAGUCAUUAAGCGGAGGAUGGUCUGAGCUUGGUGCUGGGCUAGUCAUUACGGGGAGGGGAGGAUGGUCUGAGCUUGGGGCUGGGUUAGUCAUUAAGGGGAGGGGAGGAUGGUCUGAGCUUGGGGCUGGCUAUUCAUUAAGGGGAGGAUGGCCUGAGCUUGGGGCUGGGCUAGUCAUUAAGGGGAGGAUGGUCUGAGCUUGGGGCUGGGCUAGUCAUUAAGGGGAGGGGAGGAUGGUCUGAGCUUGGAGCUGGGCUAGUCAUUAAGGGGAGGAUGGUCUGAGCUUGGGGCUGGGCUAGUCAUUAAGGGGAGGGGAGGAUGGUCUGAGCUUGGGGCUGGGCUAGUCAUUAAGGGGAGGGGAGGAUGGUCUGAGCUUGGGGCUGGGCUAGUCCUUAAGGGGAGGAUGGUCUGAGCUUCGGGCUGGGCUAGUCAUUAAGGGGAGGGGAGGAUGGUCUGAGCUUGGGGCUGGGCUAGUCAUUAAGGGGAGGAUGGUCUGAGCUUGGGGCUGGGCUAGUCAUUAAGGGGAGGAUGGUCUGAGCUUGGGGCUGGCUAGUCAUUAAGGGGAGGAUGGUCUGAGCUUGGGUCUGGGCUAGUCAUUAAGCGGAGGAUGGUCUGAGCUUGGUGCUGGGCUAGUCAUUACGGGGAGGGGAGGAUGGUCUGAGCUUGGGGCUGGGUUAGUCAUUAAGGGGAGGGGAGGAUGGUCUGAGCUUGGGGCUGGCUAGUCAUUAAGGGGAGGAUGGUCUGAGCUUGGGGCUGGGCUAGUCAUUAAGGGGAGGAUGGUCUGAGCUUGGGGCUGGGCUAGUCAUUAAGGGGAAGGGAGGAUGGUCUGAGCUUGGGGCUGGGCUAUUCAUUAAGGGGAGGAUGGCCUGAGCUUGGGGCUGGGCUAGUCAUUAAGGGGAGGAGAGGAUGGCCUGAGCUUGGGGCUGGGCUAGUCAUUAAGGGGAGGGGAGGAUGGUCUGAGCUUGGGGCUGGGCUAGUCAUUAAGGGGAGGAUGGUCUGAGCUUGGGGCUGGGCUAGUCAUUAAGGGGGAGGAUGGUCUGAGCUUGGGGCUGGGCUAGUCAUUAAGGGGAGGAUGGUCUGAGCUUGGGGCUGGGCUAGUCAUUAAGGGGAGGAUGUUCUGAGCUUGGGGCUGGCCUAGUCAUUAAGGGGAGGAUGGCCUGAGCUUGGGGCUGGGCUAGUCAUUAAGGGGAGGAUGGUCUGAGCUUGGGGCUGGGCUAGUCAUUAAGGGGAGGAUGGUCUGAGCUUGGGGCUGGGCUAGUCAUUAAGGGGAGGGGAGGAUGGUCUGAGCUUAGGGCUGGGCUAGUCAUUAAGGGGAGGAUGGUCUGAGCUUGGGGCUGGGCUAGUCAUUAAGGGAGGAUGGUCUGAGCUUGGGGCUGGGCUAGUCAUUAAGGGGAGGAUGGUCUGAGCUUGGGGCUGGGCUAGUCAUUAAGGGGAGGAUGGACUGAGCUUGGGGCUGGGCUAGUCAUUAAGGGGAGGGGAGGAUGGUCUGAGCUUGGGGCUGGGCUAGUCAUUAAGGGGAGGAUGGUCUGAGCUUGGGGCUGGGCUAGUCAUUAAGGGGAGGGGAGGAUGGUCUGAGCUUGGGGCUGGGCUACUCAUUAAGGGGAGGAUGGUCUGAGCUUGGGGCUGGGCUAGUCAUUAAGGGAGGAUGGUCUGAGCUUGGGGCUGGGCUAGUCAUUAAGGGGAGGAUGAUCUGAGCUUGGGGCUGGGCUAGUCAUUAAGGAGAGGAUGGUCUGAGCUUGGGGCUGGGCUAGUCAUUAAGGGGAGGAUGGUCUGAGCUUGGGGCUGGGCUAGUCAUUAAGGGGAGGAUGGUCUGAGCUUGGGGCUGGGCUAGUCAUUAAGGGGAGGAUGGUCUGAGCUUGGGGCUGGGCUAGUCAUUAAGGGGAGGGGAGGAUGGUCUGAGCUUGGGGCUGGGCUAGUCAUUAAGGGGAGGAUGGUCUGAGCUUGGGGCUGGGUUAGUCAUUAAGGGGAGGAUGGUCUGAGCUUGGGGCUGGGCUAGUCAUUAAGGGGAGGGGAGGAUGGUCUGAGCUUGGGGCUGGGCUAGUCAUUAAGGGGAGGGGAGGAUGGUCUGAGCUUGGGGCUGGGCUAGUCAUUAAGGGGAGGAUGGUCUGAGCUUGGAGCUGGGCUAGUCAUUAAGGGGAGGAUGGUCUGAGCUUGGGGCUGGGCUAGUCAUUAAGGGGAGGGGAGGAUGGUCUGAGCUUGGGGCUGGGUUAGUCAUUAAGGGGAGGGGAGGAUGGUCUGAGCUUGGGGCUGGCUAGUCAUUAAGGGGAGGAUGGUCUGAGCUUGGGGCUGGGCUAGUCAUUAAGGGGAGGAUGGUCUGAGCUUGGGGCUGGGCUAGUCAUUAAGGGGAAGGGAGGAUGGUCUGAGCUUGGGGCUGGGCUAGUCAUUAAGGGGAGGAUGGUCUGAGCUUGGGGCUGGGCUAGUCAUUAAGGGGAGGAUGGUCUGAGCUUGGGGCUGGGCUAUUCAUUAAGGGGAGGAUGGCCUGAGCUUGGGGCUGGGCUAGUCAUUAAGGGGAGGAUGGUCUGAGCUUGGGGCUGGGCUAGUCAUUAAGGGGAAGGGAGGAUGGUCUGAGCUUGGGGCUGGGCUAGUCAUUAAGGGGAGGAUGGUCUGAGCUUGGGGCUGGGCUAGUCAUUAAGGGGAGGAUGGUCUGAGCUUGGGGCUGGGCUAUUCAUUAAGGGGAGGAUGGCCUGAGCUUGGGGCUGGGCUAGUCAUUAAGGGGAGGAUGGUCUGCGCUUGGGGCUGGGCUAGUCAUUAAGGGUAGGAUGGUCUGAGCUUGAGGCUGGGAUAGUCAUUAAUCCUUCAGUAUCUCUUUAUCUUUUUUCUCCCUCUCAUUCUCUCUGUUUCUCUUGCUCUGUCUCUCACACACACACACACACACACACACACACACAGACACACACACACACACACAAUGGGUUUAGGAUAGCAUUGGGUUAAUGAGUUGCCAUCCUAAUCUGUGUUAGGAACUCAACAUCUCACUAAUAGAGAUUCCCCAUAAAGUUGACAUUGAACUUCCCUCAGACUGGAAGUUAAUGAACAACACCACCAUAUCCCAUUCACCAACAUAAGAACAGUUGAAUAUGUGGUUAAUAUCAGAAAAAGGCCAUGCCAGGCAGGCUUACUAUUGUCUACCUUUACAGUUAUAUUUUACUAAUCACCUUUAGUAAUCAAACUGCCUACUAUAACGCAUUUCAAAUAUUCGUUUAGGUUUCUUUAUCAUUCUUUCCUCGUCUCCUACUAAGUACAUUUAGCAUGAAGUCUAUAAUGUCGCCUCCCUCUGUUGCUAAGUACGUUUAGCAUGAAGGCUAUACUGUCGCCUCCCUCUGUUGGUAAGUACGUUUAGCAUGGCUAUACUGUCGCCUCCCUCUGUUGCUAAGUACGUUUAGCAUGAAGUCUAUACUGUCGCCUCCCUCUGUUGCUAAGUACGUUUAGCAUGAAGGCUAUACUGUCGCCUCCCUCUGUUGCUAAGUACGUUUAGCAUGAAGGCUAUACUGUCGCCUCCCUCUGUUGCUAAGUACGUUUAGCAUGAAGGCUAUACUGUCGCCUCCCUCUGUUGCUAAGUAUGUUUAGCAUGAAGGCUAUACUGUCCUGUGUGCUGUGACACCUUCAAGAAUCCUGUCCUCCUGUCGUGUAGCCACAGCUUCUGUAAAGCCUGUCUGCAGGACUAUCGGAAAGGAAAAUAAACUUGGGAAUGUCAGUGUUUGCAGGAGAAUGAUCAUCAAGACACGAGCCUCCAUGUAACCUGGUUUUAAAGAACCUGUGUGAGGCCUUCUCACAGGAGAGAAGUCAGAGAGCGUCUGAGCUGCUCUGCAGUCUGCAUGGAGAGAAACUCAAGCUCUUCUGUCUGGAGGAUAAACAGCCUGUCUGUUUCGUGUGUCAGACUUCCGGAAAACACACAAACCACAAGUUCUGUCCCAUAGAUGAAGCUGCACAGGAUUAUAAGGAGGAACUCAAGACUGUACUGAGACCCUUAAGGGAGAAGCUGAAGAUCUUUAAUGCAGUUAAAGUAACGUGUGAUAAAACAGCAGAGCACAUUAAGAGCCACACCCAGACCACAUAA
Molecule: messenger RNA, 13980 nt
Organism: Coregonus sp. 'balchen'
Lineage: Eukaryota; Metazoa; Chordata; Actinopteri; Salmoniformes; Salmonidae
Source: the annotation of a GenBank genome assembly